Messenger RNA from Aphanomyces astaci, 762 nucleotides. RefSeq lists its product as hypothetical. NCBI's taxonomy places the organism in Eukaryota, Oomycota, Saprolegniomycetes, Saprolegniales, Verrucalvaceae. Bases 1 to 762 code for a protein of 253 amino acids. The record is from RefSeq and is a predicted model, not a curated record. The transcript is spliced from 2 exons.
AUGAGUACGGCCGAAUCCGAUCUAGCGCUUCGGGUGUACAAGUGGGAGAAGCGGAAGAAGCUCAGUCCAGCUACAACUACAAUGCUUCUGGAGUUUGGCCUUGGUCUACCUGUGGAGCGGCCUUUGAUUCCUGUCGUCAGUUUUGACAUCAACAUGCGUGAUGCUGACGCCGUACUCUCGUUUCGUUUCGACGUCUCAGGGGUUCUUGAGCUCACGUCUCUGCUUGGCGUACCAAACGUUGUGAUCACAUCAUCACGGGAUCGAGUUACUGGUGUGGAGGAUAUGGCAAUUCUCCUCAAACGCCUUCGCUACCCCAUCACUUUUUACGACAUGCUUUCAACAUUUGGCCGGUCCCGUGAGCAACUUCGCCGCAUAUUCAACCACAUGAUCGAGUUUGUCUACACGUCAUGGCGAGAUCUCAUCUACUGCAACAAGCGUAUUCGCAUCCGCCAAUGGAGCAGUUGGAUUGAACUUGGAAAACGGACGUCCUCAGGCCACAAACGCAUGCACUGCCUCAACUUCCAAGGGUUGACGACCCCGGAUGGUCUGUGUAUUCACUUUUAUGGCCCCUUGGAAGGCAGUCGGCAUGAUGUGACGUUCCUCCGCAUAAGUCAGCUGCAAGAGUACUUUGAGGCCAAUUCGAACAUUUUCCAUGGCUACUAUAUUUACGGGGACCCUGCCUAUCUCAUUUCGAAAUGGAUCGUGUCUGGCUACAAGGGCAACAAUUUAGACGAGCAAAACAACGCUUCAACACCGCCAUGA